This is a messenger RNA of Armigeres subalbatus, 1993 nucleotides long. Its product is annotated as transcription factor SOX-3-like. Gene Ontology annotation, molecular function: DNA-binding transcription factor activity, RNA polymerase II-specific; ligand-gated sodium channel activity; RNA polymerase II cis-regulatory region sequence-specific DNA binding. The transcript has 2 exons. The record is from RefSeq and is a predicted model, not a curated record. The coding region runs from base 730 to 1452 and encodes 240 amino acids. Gene Ontology annotation, biological process: cell differentiation; positive regulation of transcription by RNA polymerase II; anatomical structure morphogenesis. Lineage: Eukaryota; Metazoa; Arthropoda; Insecta; Diptera; Culicidae. Gene Ontology annotation, cellular component: plasma membrane.
GGAUGGUAUCUCGGGUGUUCUGUUCGGGUUUUUUGCUGUUUUUCCUUUUUUUGUUGGUUCGGUCGCUCUUUUAUCAAAAUAUCAACAGUGGUACAGAUUAUGACGGGACCAUUAUGUAUUUAGAAUUCACCGUGGAAACAUCACCGCGUACACGGAAGAUAUCUUAGUCUAUAUUCGGGUCUGAGUCAGUGACUAUUAUUUUUUUGAAAACAUCAACGGCUUUCACGCGUACUGAUAAAGGAAUAUACUGGAUUUAAGGGAGGGAUUGGCUUCUCGUAGCAGAUUGCAAUCUCAGAAAAGAGUGUACGUCAAAUUUCGGAAACGAAUAAUAUUACAAUGUAUGAAAACAUAAAAACACAAUAAAUAACACAUAAACGGUUAAACAAUGACCUAGAUCGAUUGCAUCUGAACUGCACACACAAAGCCGUACUGAUAAGGGGCAGCCUAAUUUCGCACACACUUUUUGCCCUCUGAUAGCAGUGUCGUCUUGUUGCAAAGAUAAUUGAAGUGAAUUGAUUGCAGUGUUUGACAAAAGCGUACACGAAUUGCCCCAGGAAAGAUAUCAAACUGGACAAUUUCGUAAUAAAGUGAUAUAAUCGUUCUACGUCGAGCUCAAGUGACAAAAUAAAACGUCGAAAUAGAACAAAAGAGUUUUCGGUGAUUCGCGGCUUGGACGUGGAGAGGUGUUGUGAUUUGUUUCGCCGAUAGAGAAAACAUUUCAAGUUCACAAUGGACAUGACCAUGUCGUCGAAGCUGCACCUAUCCUGCAAUGGUGACGGCAGUCGAAAUGGGCCUGGCAGUUCCAGUGGGUGCAGCAGUAGCAGCAACAGCAGCAGUAACGGAGGAGCUCCCGGGAGCGGUGUUGAACACAUCAAACGACCGAUGAACGCAUUUAUGGUGUGGUCCCGGGGGCAGCGGCGGAAGAUGGCACAGGACAAUCCCAAAAUGCACAACUCGGAGAUAUCGAAGAACUUGGGAGCGCAGUGGAAGCUGCUGACCGAAGGCGAGAAGAGACCGUUUAUCGAUGAAGCGAAGCGAUUAAGAGCCCUCCACAUGAAGGAACACCCGGACUACAAAUACCGCCCCCGACGGAAGCCCAAAACCUUGGUCAAGUCACCGACCCCUGCCAAUGCGGCCAGCACAUCCACACCGGUAGCCUCCAAGGAACCACUCCGGUCGCACUCUCCCCAAAGCAAGUCCCCCUACAACCCCUCGCCCCUCGCCACACCCCUCAGCAUUCCGCCGGGCAUCUUCCCUUCCUAUCACUUCGCCUACGAUCUGCACCAGAAGGCAUUCUGGAAUCUCUACGGCAGCCACAUACUGUCGACGAUGGUCCCCCCUUACAUACCACCGCACACACCCCACCCCCUGGCUUAUAUCAAACCAUCAAAGUCGUCUCCACCGUCGCCGAUCGCACCCCCUUCACCGAUACCGUCGAGUAACGUCAUCUGACCUACGCCGCUGCGCUACAGUGCAGAACAUAGCGUCUAAAGUGACUCUAAUCUCUUCUAUUUAGCCCCCUCCUUGGAGGAGAAAGAUAAACAACAAAUCUAAAAAUAAGGCUUGUUGCAUAAGUAAGACGAAUUUCCCGAUAAAUUAGGAAGUGAAAAUAAAAUCUUAACCAUAUCAAUCUACAGUUAAAAUAGAAUCAACUGUUCAUUGAUUUUACAAUGGAUUAGGUUUGUUACAAUGAAGAAAAUAUCAAAUUAAUCAAAAUCGUUAUUAUAAUUAGUUAAAUUUGGUUUCUGUUUUAAGAUUCGGCAACAAACAAUUGAUUAAGCGUGCAAUUUUAAGAUUAAGUAGAUUAUAUCUCAUUUUAGAUUUAAUAAAUUGUACAUAUUUACCGUAAGAUCAAGCAGAGGCUCAGAAAAAAAAUCACAGCGUUAUGUAAAUGCUGGAUUUCUGUGUAAAUACAAAGGAAACAAAUAAUUUCCUGCUCCGAAACUGCUAUGAACAAUUUAAUAAAGUGUAUGUAUGUUAUGUAUAACUAAAU